GUGGCACGAGCCUUACGUUUGGGUCGGGCGCCAUGACAGUAGAGGGCAGACACCGCUAGCGUCCUGAUCGCUCGCUGAGCGUCACGUGUCCGCUCUAAAACGCCCGAGCCGCCCAGGCGGUUGGCCGCAGUGGCGGGUGGCGCUGGGCCCGGCGAGGAAGAUGGCCGCCCCUGCCGGCUGGGCCUCGCUCUGUGAGAAGUUCCGCAGCUCGCUGAGUCUCUCCAACGUGGAGUCUAAGAAGGACCCGGAGAACGAGCCCUACCGCUCCAAGUACGGCGCCCGGGAGCUGCUGGAGGAGAUCAGGCAGCUGCUGGGCUCGGAGGAGGCGUCCGAGGCCGAGGGCGCCCCUGCGGGGGAGGCGGCGGCGCUGCGGGCCGUGCGGCUGGCCGUGGUGGAGUAUGAGCUCGGGGUGAACCACACCGAGACCGAGGAGCUCUCUGCCGGCGAGGAGCACCUGCUGAAGUGCACCCGGCUGCUGGAGCGCCACCGCCUCUCCCGGGACUGCGUCUCCCUCUACAUUCAGGCCCAGAACAAUUUGGGUAUCCUGUGGUCGGAAAGAGGUGAAAUUAAAACAGCACAGACUUACUUGGAAUCUGCAGAGGCGUUGUAUAAUCAGUACAUGAAAGAGAAUGGGAACCCUCCCCUUGAUCCCAGUGAACACUUCAUGGCUGAAGAAGAAAAACUUACAGAUCAAGAAAGAUCAAAAAGAUUUGAAAAAGCCUAUACCCAUACAUUAUAUUAUCUGGCCCAAGUCUACCAACACCUGGAAAUGAUUGAGAAGGCUGCCCAGUAUUGCCAUACCACCCUUAAACGACAGCUUGAGUACAGCGGCUACUAUCCAGUAGAAUGGGCUCUGAAUGCUGCUACCUUGUCACAAUAUUAUCUCACUAAGCAAUGCUUUAUGGAGUCUCGACACUGUUUAGCAGCUGCUAAUGUUAUCUUUAGCCAAGCUGGACAGGUUCCUUCUUCAGAGGACAAUGAAACAGAACAAGACCAACAGGAUCUUCGACAGAGAAAAGCUGAAAUUGCAAGAUGUUGGAUUAAGUACUGCUUGACUCUUUUGCAGAGUGCUCGGAAAUCACUUGAGGAUAACAUCGGAGAGUUGGAUCCAGACAGGCAAUCAGAACUUAAAGCUCAAAGGAAAAAAGAGGAAGAUGAAAAAGAGAAGGGCAGGAAGAAAGCUGUCCUCUUUGGAACCAGUGAUCUAUGUGACUCUAUAUUAGCCACAGAAGAGAAAGUGAGCUGUAUAUGUCCUUUAGAUUUUCAAGAAGCCAGAGAAGUCUUCCUAGUGGGUCAGAAUUAUGUUCAUGAAGCAAAAGAGUUCUUUCAGUUUGAUGGCUAUGUUACUGACCAUAUUGAAAUUGUUCAGGACCACAGUGCCUUGUUUAAGGUGCUUGCUUUCUUUGAAGAAGAUUAUGAGAGACGCUGCAAGAUGCACAAGCGUAGAAUAGAUAUGCUGGAGCCCAUGUACGUGGAUUUGAAUCCACAGUAUUACCUGUUGAUCACUAGGCAGCUUCAGUUUGAAUUAGCAGACACUUAUUAUGAGAUGAUGGAUUUAAAGGUAGCUAUUGGUAACAGGCUAGAGGAACUCGACUCUCAUACUAUAAAAAAAAUUAAUUCUCUGGCUCAGUUAGCAGUCAAGUACUAUGAACUCUUCUUAGAUUCUCUGAGGAACCCAGAUAAGAUAUUUCCUGAAAAACUCGAGGAUGAUGUUCUUCGCCCUGCAAUGGUGGCCAAAUUUCACAUUGCACGAUUAUAUGGCAAGCUUAUUACUUCUGAUGGCAAGAAACAACUGGAGAAUAUGCAGACCUCAUUGGAAUAUUACACAUUUCUGGUAGACUAUUGUGAGAAGCAUCCAGAAGCUGUCCAGGCCAUAGAAACUGAACUAGAACUCAGUAAAGAAAUGGUUGGUCUGCUUCCAACAAGAAUGGAGAGGCUAAAAGCCAAACUGUCUCCGUUCCGUUAAACCCUUGUCUUCAGUGAAUGGAAAUGUGCAAUAUUAAAAUGAUGUCUGUCAAACAUACUUUGGGACAGUUCCCAUACCUUGUUGUUGCCCUUAGCAUUCAGAUGUCUGCAGCUAUAAGAUCCGGGUAUGUUAGGCACUAUAGAACUUUUUUUAAAAUUGAGAACUCUCUGGUUUAGUUUCUCACCCAUGCUAAUGGUAUAAACUUUAAAUGUAAAGUGAAUGUCCAUUUGAUGAUUUGUAGUGCAUGCUCUUUAUGUAAAUACAAACCCUGCCUGCCUGCCUUUCUUCCUCCAGUACAUAAUUCAAUUUCUAAAUGUAGUGUUGUACUUCAGAUGUUUCUUUUAAGGGCACCUUUUGGGUAGCUUGACUGGUCCUAGAAACCUUUAAUAAGAAUCAGACUUUAGGCAUGCUUUCUGUCUACUAGACAGGUUUUAGUCUUUCUAACCCAUGCUCCAAAGAUUAUCCAUAUGGAAAGGAGCCUGAUUGUCCUGUAUUUUGUAUGUUGAUAAGUGACUUUUGUUGCAAUUAAACACACCUAUUAGAGGCUCAAUAAAUGGACUUGCUUGACUAAA
Messenger RNA from Chelonia mydas (Green sea turtle), 2538 nucleotides. It is a transcript of the gene KIFBP, whose product is annotated as kinesin family binding protein. Gene Ontology annotation, molecular function: protein binding. Bases 161 to 1966 code for a protein of 601 amino acids. The record is from RefSeq and is a predicted model, not a curated record. NCBI's taxonomy places the organism in Eukaryota, Metazoa, Chordata, Testudines, Cheloniidae. The transcript has 7 exons.